AUGCCGGAACAAAUGCGACAGUAAGAGUUUCUCUGCAGUUGUCGUUCAAUGAUUAACAGAAGAAAUAGAAAUCGAAAGUCAGAUACUCCCUUGCGUGCACAGCAGCCGUGUAUGGGUCCGAACAUUUCGCCCAGCAGUGAUUUUCAGCGCUUAAAACUGCAGAGAUUUCCCAAAAAAUAACCGAUGACAGGCCGGACGAGAGCGGAUCGGCGCUUUGACAAGAGUUUAACUGAGAUGUGAUGGAAGCGAUUUGGAUCUACCAGUUCAGAUUAAUUGUGAUCGGAGACUCCACAGUGGGAAAAUCUUGUUUGCUGCGUCGGUUCACCGAGGGAAGAUUUACAGAUGUAUCCGACCCCACGGUGGGGGUAGACUUCUUUGCCCGUUUGAUUGAGAUCGAACCAGGCAAGCGAAUCAAACUCCAACUCUGGGAUACGGCCGGCCAGGAGAGAUUCAGAUCCAUAACCCGCGCUUACUACCGCAAUUCAGUGGGAGGACUCCUAAUCUUCGACCUGACAAACCGACGAUCUUUUCAGCAUCUAAAAAACUGGUUGGAUGAAGCAAAGAUGCACAUGCAACCCUAUCAGAUAGUGUUUCUGCUGGUGGGACACAAGUGCGACCUCGGCAACCUGCGACAGGUGAGCCGCGAGGAGGCGGAGCAAACUGCCUUAACCUUUGGGAUGAAGUACAUAGAGACCUCUGCCAAAGACGGCGUGAAUGUGGAGGAGUCAUUCAAUGUCCUCACCAGAGACAUAUACGAACGGGUGAAAAAUGGGGACAUAACCAUACAGGAAAACUGGGAAGGGGUAAAAAGUGGCUUUGUCCCGAAUGUUGUCCAUUCUUCCGAGGAGGCGGUAAAACCCGGUCGAAAGUGCCCAUGCUAGCUAAACCCAACAGAAUGAGGUGGGCCGAUCUGCAGCCAAAGAGAUGACCUAGACUGGAAUUUUAUUUUGACAUUAAUUUUCACAUAUUGUUGGACCAUAUUGCGACUGCCGUGGUUUACGCUUUUACUGCAGGUUCUUGUCUUUUUUUAGCAGCUCUGUGUAUCCUAUCUUCUUGUAUAUAAUUGCCACGUAUAUAAACGUAGUUUUCUUGUAUAAAUGAUUUAUCAUGUCUUAAAAACCCGUAAACACUGUAAAAUGUCAUGUACACGUCAACUGCCUUAGACUUAAUGCAUUAAUGUGCCUCCCGCAAAUAAUCAGUCAAUCAAUCACUCACUCGCGUUUAUUGAAAAAGCCAAUGUGCCGUUUUGGUGAUGUCAGUUACAUUGGAUUGUAACGAGGGUAACUUGAAUCGAUAUAUUCAUCCAUGCUUUUGCGUUUUCUAAUGUGCCGUUGAAAUCCAAGUAAAAUCCAAUAUGCAAGACCUAAAACAAUACAGGGGACGACUGGGAACAUUUGAUUUUCUGUAAAAUUUGCCAGACAUUGGAACAUUUGUAAAUGUUCGAAAAUUCCGAAAAAUCUAUUUAAGUUACGAAGGUACAGAUUUUCAUAUAGGCCUAAAUAUUUCGAAACAACUCGAUUUUAUGAGGAUUUCAUUACGGGAUCUAUAUAAGUUCAAAUUGUUUUGAUUUAGGUAUUCUAGCAAAAGACAGCGAAUGAAAGUUACUGAUUGCAAUAUAGCCUAACCCAUGAACAAGCUAAUGAACACUCGAACAUUAUCAUAAUGCAUCAGCGAUGCUCAUUAAAGUGUAGGGCUACCUAUGAUUCAACGACUGAACUACUUCGGUUGACUGUUAAAUUAUUUACUAGUGCAUAUAUGAAUUGCCUUGACACUGGAAAAUGUAUUGUGCCAUUUGAAAGACUGUUGGCCAGUUAUUAUGACAAGUUUGCAAUUAAAAUGAUACUGCUUGGUUUUGAA
Brienomyrus brachyistius is the source of this 1857-nucleotide messenger RNA. Its product is annotated as ras-related protein Rab-39B-like. Gene Ontology annotation, cellular component: Golgi membrane. The transcript is spliced from 3 exons. Gene Ontology annotation, biological process: Rab protein signal transduction. Bases 240 to 881 code for a protein of 213 amino acids. The record is from RefSeq and is a predicted model, not a curated record. Gene Ontology annotation, molecular function: GTP binding; GTPase activity. Lineage: Eukaryota; Metazoa; Chordata; Actinopteri; Osteoglossiformes; Mormyridae.